AUGACGGAGCCCACUGAGAAUGCCGAUACCAAACAUGAUGCUGAACCUACUGAUACUAAGAAUGCAAAUGGUUCAGUGCAGCCUAAUGAAGUAGCGGUGAAGGAAGUGAAGGAUGCUGGUACAACUGCCGUACCCGCAUCAGAGCUACCCAAAACGGACGCUACCCGCAAGAAAAAGAAACGAACUAAGAAGCCAGAAACUGAGGAGAGUUCAUCAGACUCAGAUUCUACAGACUCAGAAUCGGACAGUGAAGAUGAUGAUUCUGAUUCAGAUGACUCGGAGUCAGACUCGGGUCGCCGUAAGCGGAAUCGACGAGCAAAGGCUCGGGCUAAGCGGGCUCUAAAAGACAGGAAGAGAAAGAAGCGCAAGCAGCGGAUGAAGGCUGCCGUGAGUGUGUCUGAUUCUGAGGAAUCAAGUGAGUCAGAAGAGGAGUCAGCCACCGAGGAUGAAGAGGUAGAUGAGAAGUUGCUGCGAAAGCUGGUGGCACAACUCGCAGUCAAGAAACGCAAACGCCUACGCAAACAAAGCGACCAGACGGGAACUGUCGCUGAUCCUAUUGCCGAGGCACUGCGACAAAAGCGAAUGAAGAAAAAGAAGCCUGGCUCUAAGGCUGCGUUCAAGCGAGUUGAUCAACUGUGGGACAAUACCGUUCAUAAAUACCAACUCAAAGAAUCUGCCGAGGAUCAUGACGCGCACGAGUUUGACCAAUUCGUUUUUACCGUUCGGAGAAGGUUCUCGUGGGAAAACAAAUACCUGGAGACGGUUGUCGAUCUUAAGAGUAAGGCUCUUCGAGAGAGUUUGGGCAAAGUCAUGGAGGGUGUCAAAGGAGUAAGCAUGGUCGAGUCUCCGGCCACUAUUGAUCCAAAUAUGCUCUUCCUCUACUUGGAAGAGAUGAGACAAUACAUGAAAACCCUCAAGCGUCAGUCGCGCAAUGACAAAAAGAAGAAGAACCGCAAGGCGGCUGCUACCAAAGCUGCCCACCUUAAGGUUCUGAUCAAGUACCUUGACACAGACUAUGCAGACACAAAGAAGACUUUGUAUCCUCUGUUAGAGGCAAACACCAUUACCUUCGAUCUCUUGUGGGCCCUGUUCAAGCCAAACACCAUCGCAUAUACUCCUACCUACGGAAACACCGAUGAGCCACGCGCCUUCAAGGUGGAAUAUGCCAUCAAAGAGUCAUCUUUCAUCAAAGGACAAUGGUACAGCAUUGAAGGUCGCUACCUGGAGUAUGAUGGGAAGGAUUUCGGCUUUGGUACCAUGUCAGCCGAAGUCGAGUCCUUCAAGGGCGCGAGGAAGAUCACGAGCUUGAGCUGCUUCCCUCUGCAAUAUCACCGUGAUGCUGAUGCCCUGCGCGAGCGUCUUGUCGAACGAGGAAAGCGGUUCGUUGCACUCCGUGGAAUGAACUACCGCUUCCACAAGGGAAUGGCAUUCUACAAGAAGAAGCGCUCGGUCAUCAAGGUGAACAUUGAAAGUCGGGUUAUGAUUGAUCCUGCGAUUCAUCGACGCAUCAAUCCUAAUUACCCCAUCAGUACUGUUCGGCCUAAAGACCCAGAUCUCCUGGAUCUCUCCGACCGAGGCAGCGAUGCUGAGGAUGCUGAGAGUGAUUGUGGCUGCUGUGCAUCGGAUUCAGAUUCAGACUCUGGUAGUCAAGCUGACACUCCUCGAAAACUGUACAAGGUUAUCGAGGGUGAUGAUGGCACGCUUCGUGUUGUGCAGGUUGAAGUUGACGAGGAUGGCCAAGAGAUCCAGAAAGAGAACUUGGAUCGCAUCGAAGGUGGUGUUCUGGAUAGAGAGUUUACUGAGGACCAACUUCUUAUUGCCUCGCCAGUUGUACUUGGCUUUGCCUUCUCCGAAAAGCUCUGGUUGGAACUUUCAAUCUCUGGUAUCAGUGAUAUCGAAUGGGACAAGGAUGCCUUUGAUUCCCUUGUCUUGCCAGCCAACCAGAAGUCCAUCGUGAAGGCUUUGGUCGAGUCACACACAUAUCAUGCUGCGCAGAACCUGGAUGAUGUGAUUCAAGGCAAAGGUCGCGGCCUGGUUGCUGUACUCCAUGGUCCACCAGGAACGGGUAAGACACUCACAGCAGAAGGAAUCGCGGAGCUGCUCCGUCGUCCGCUAUACAUGGUCAGCGCUGGCGAGUUGGGUACUGAUUCCCGAACACUGGAAGGAGAGCUUACAAAAAUCUUGGACAUUGCGCACAGUUGGGGUGCUGUUCUUCUUCUCGAUGAAGCAGAUAUCUUCUUGGAGAAGCGUUCGAUUCACGAUAUCCACCGAAAUGCCCUGGUUAGCAUUUUCCUUCGGUUGCUCGAGUACUUCCAAGGCAUUCUCUUCUUAACCACCAACCGUGUUGAAACUUUCGAUGAUGCCUUCCAGUCUCGUAUCCAUGUUGCUCUUCGCUACGGUGACCUGGCUACUAAGGCGAAGCGUAGCAUUUGGAAGAUGUUCCUGGAGAGAGUGCGCGCCAUUGAAGGUGUGAAGGUAGCUGAAUUCUCUGAAGAGGACUACAACACUCUAUCACGACACACUCUCAACGGUCGACAGAUCAAGAACUCCGUGCGCACGGCUCAAGCGCUGGCUGUGAACGAACAUGAGCCACUGUCUAUGGAUCAUAUCAAACGCGUCCUUGAGGUAGCUGAGAACUUCGAUAUGGAUUUGAAGGGAGGUUCUGGUUAUCUCGAUGCAAUGAGAAGUUACACAUAG
Molecule: messenger RNA, 2697 nt
Organism: Penicillium malachiteum
Lineage: Eukaryota; Fungi; Ascomycota; Eurotiomycetes; Eurotiales; Aspergillaceae
Product: ATP-binding protein
Exons: 3
Coding region: 1-2697 (898 amino acids)
Molecular function (GO): ATP hydrolysis activity; ATP binding
Source: RefSeq, a predicted model, not a curated record